UUCGACCUUUUUUCCUUAUAUGCAUUGCAGCUGCCAAAAUAACCCGAGAAUCUCCAGCAUAUCCUACCAGGUAUAUAAAUGGCGUGAGAGGUGAUUCUCUCUCGUCUCAUUCCUUUGUUGGUUUUCGAUCCUCUCUUUUGCACAACGAGAUGAAUCGCCUGAUUGGCACUAUUUUUGUCGUUCUCUUGGUGAUAGUGGCCGUGACGUUGGCUAAUGAUGAAAGGGAGGACAUUCGCCAAAAGAGACAAUUUGGCGGAACGCUUGGAUUGUUAAACGGCUUUUUGUAUGGAUACGGUCAUCCCGGAUACGGAUAUGGACGCUAUCCGUAUUACGGCUAUCCAUACCCUUACGUUGGGCACAGACCAGCUUAUCGGCCGUACCAUUAUUUUGGUCAUCGUUGGACUGGAUAUGGUUGGUGAAAUUCUUUAUUUAAAAAAAUAAUGCACGCAUGACGAGAAAUUGUUUCAUGAGAAAAGGGUAAAAGGGGAUUUAUUAUUAUGCUCCGCCUGUUUUGGUGAUGGUUCCGAUUUAAAUGUUGACGUCAUUGCAAUUCUUUUGUCAAUCACCGACCCUUGUUCCCCAUGUCAUUCAAAAGUCACCCUCGUGAAUUCUACUUCGGAUUGUAAAACUCCCUAUUUUUGAGCUCCCUCUGUCACGCUGUUGUCACUAAUUAUUUGCCUCUCCCCUUUCAUUGACGACCCACAUUUUCAGACCCCCUGAAAUGCAAAAAUCGAUUUAAUGAACUUA
Daphnia magna is the source of this 747-nucleotide messenger RNA. RefSeq names its product shematrin-like protein 1. The record is from RefSeq and is a predicted model, not a curated record. NCBI's taxonomy places the organism in Eukaryota, Metazoa, Arthropoda, Branchiopoda, Diplostraca, Daphniidae. The transcript is spliced from 3 exons. The coding region runs from base 150 to 419 and encodes 89 amino acids.